Tripterygium wilfordii is the source of this 3600-nucleotide messenger RNA. RefSeq names its product autophagy-related protein 18f-like. Gene Ontology annotation, cellular component: cytoplasm. The record is from RefSeq and is a predicted model, not a curated record. Gene Ontology annotation, molecular function: protein binding. Bases 571 to 3345 code for a protein of 924 amino acids. Lineage: Eukaryota; Viridiplantae; Streptophyta; Magnoliopsida; Celastrales; Celastraceae. Gene Ontology annotation, biological process: response to starvation; autophagy. The transcript is spliced from 8 exons.
ACACACUUUUCCUUUGCCCAAAAACAUUUCCUCCUCUUCAUUAUCCGAAUACAUCUCUGAAUACCCUUUCUCUCUCUACUAUGAUUCAUCCAAAAUUUUCGGCGAUUUUCCCUUCAAGACCCUAAAAAGCUUAAACCUUUCUAAUUCUUCUCCCAACAUCCUUUUAACGUUUAAUUCGAUUCUAAUUCUAUCCGUGUCUUCGAUUUUUUUGGUUAAAUUCGAAAACCCAAAAUCCAUUUUUUUUUGUACAAAUUUGGUUUGAUUAUUUAUUUUUGUUUACUGUAAUUUAUAAAUUUUUUAACACAAAGCUCCAGUCUUUUCUCUGCAAGGAUUAAGCAGAGACAAAUCUUUGUUGUUCUGUUUUUUUUUUUUUCCUGGGAAGCUGUUUUUUAGUUUUUUGGGGAGCCAAAAUCCGCAACACGACGCGGAUCAUAGUCUAAGCGGUGUUUGUUGUUGCCUUUGAAGUAACCGAGAUGGAGAUGGUGACACUUGUGACCUAGAAUUGCCAAAAUUGGUGUUUGUUUAGCUGCAAAAGAAUUGGGUUUGUUUCAGAAGAUUCAGCUUGGUGUUAUGCUUAGAAGAGAAAUUGGAGAAUCGGCGAUUAUUUUCGUUUGGGUAUUGUGUACUUUGAUUGCUUGGGCACUUGGGGUUAUGAGGAAUAGCAGUGAUGCCCAGAAACAGUUGGGUGGAGCUGUAGUUCCAAGGCCGGGGAGAGCAGGUAAUGGGAUCAUACCGAAAUUUCGAGCUAUUUCAAGCUACUUAAGGAUCGUCUCGUCUGGGGCGUCUACCGUUGCAAAGUCUGCGGCAUCAGCUGCGGCUUCGAUUGUCGAUAAGAUAGAUGAUGCCAACCAUGACCAGGUGCUAUGGGCUGGGUUCGACAAGUUAGAGAAUGAGGGGGAUGUAACCCGGCAAGUUCUCUUGCUGGGAUAUCGCUCUGGUUUCCAGGUCUGGGAUGUUGAAGAGGCAAACAAUGUUCGUGACUUGGUUUCAAAACAUGAUAGUCCUGUUUCUUUUAUGCAAAUGCUACCAAAACCAAUAGUAUCAAGAACUUCAGUUGACAAGUUUGCAGAUAGCCGACCACUUCUGGCAGUUUGUGCAGAUGGCCCCCAUUCUGGAGGUUGUAACGUUCAGGAUGGGUUAGCCGAUCUUUGCAAUGGGAGCAUCCCAAACUACCAUGCCUUGGGAAAUGGCAGUUCCAUGCCUACUAUGAUUCGGUUUUAUUCAUUGAGUUCUCACUCUUAUGUACAUGUUCUGAAGUUCCGAUCUAUUGUCUAUUGUGUAAGAUGCAGUUCCCGAGUUGUUGCUAUUUCUCAAGCAGCUCAGAUACACUGUUUUGAUUCCUCGACAUUAGAAAGGGCAUAUACCAUUCUUACAAAUCCUAUCAUUACCAGUUGUCCUGGUCCUGGCGGUAUAGGCUAUGGACCUCUUGCAGUUGGUCCCAGGUGGCUAGCAUACAGUGGUAGUCCAGUUGUAGUAUCCAAUUCUGGCCGUGUUAGUCCACAGCAUCUGGGGCCUUCUGCUAGCUUUUCUGGUUAUGGUUCAAAUGGGAGUCUGGUUGCGCACUAUGCAAAAGAGUCUAGCAAGCAACUUGCUACCGGGAUUGUGACUCUAGGAGACAUUGGAUAUAAAAAACUGUCGAGGUAUUGCUCCGAGCUUCUGCCAGAUUCACGUAGUUCUCUGCAAUCUGGAGGUCCUGGCUUGAAGGGCAGUGGAACUGUUAAUGGUCAUUAUCCGGAUUCAGAUAGUGUUGGCAUGGUAAUUGUUAGGGACAUUGUCAGUAAACAGGUUAUUGCGCAGUUUAGGGCGCAUAAGAGUCCUAUUUCAGCAUUAUGUUUUGACCCUAGUGGGACUCUUUUAGUCACAGCCUCAGUUCAGGGUCAUAACAUAAAUGUAUUCAGAAUAAUGCAAGGACUUCCAGGAAUCUCAUCUGGCGGUGACGUUGACACUUCUUAUGUACAUCUUUACAGGCUGCAACGUGGUUUGACGAAUGCUGUUAUACCGGACAUAAGUUUCAGUGAUGACAGCAGCUGGAUCAUGAUAAGUUCCUCAAGAGGUACAAGCCAUCUAUUUGCCAUCAAUCCAUUUGGUGGCGCAGUAAGUUUUUUGUCUGCUGAUGCUGGUAUCACCAUUAAAAAUAGUGAAUCGGGUGUCAUGACUAAAUCGGCAGUUCGUUGGCCUCCAAAUUCGGGUGUACAGAUGUCUCAUCAACAAAAGCUUUGUGCAUCUGGUCCCCCAGUUACACUUUCUGUUGUUAGCAGAAUAAGAAAUGGCAAUAGCGGUUGGAGAGGCACCGUAAGUGGUGCUGCAGCUGCUGCAGCAGGCAGGCAGGGUUCCCUUUCGGGGGCUAUUGCUUCGUCUUUUCGUAAUUGCAAAGGGAACAUUGGUUUAAAUGUUGAUAACAGCUCUUCGAAGACCAAGUACCUUCUUCUAGUUUUUUCUCCUUCUGGUCUUAUGAUUCAAUAUAGAUUGCGGACUCCAGCUGGUUUAGAUUCUGGAACCCUUGCCUCUGUAUCAAACAAUCCAUACGAGCCAGCUGCAGAAUCUGAUGGAAGAUUAGUAGUUGAGGCAAUCCAGAAGUGGAAUAUAUGCCAGAAACAAAGUCGACGUGAGCGUGAAGAUAAUAUCGAUAUCUAUGGUGAGAAUGGAAAUUCAGACAAUCACAAGAUAUAUCCAGAGGGCAUGAAGAAGGGGAAUAGCAUUUACCCUGAAGCAUCAAUAGCAACAGCGAAGAUCAACCCUGAGGAAAAGCAUCAGCUGUAUAUUUCUGAAGCUGAAUUGCAAAUGCAUCAAGCUCGGGUCCCUUUGUGGGCAAAACCUGAGAUAUACUUUCAGUCCAUGAUGAUGGAUGGCAUGAAAGUGGAUGAAGGAAAAGCUUUGGUAGGGGAAAUAGAGAUUGAACGAAUUCCAACUUGUGUGAUUGAAGCAAGGUCAAAAGAAUUAAUUCCUGUAUUGGACUAUCUCCAAACUCCCAAAUAUUAUCAAAUGAGGGUUCCUGCUGUAGAUAGUGAUAUCAAUGGGAACCUGAUGCAGCCAAAGUCUGGGCCAUCCGAAAGUAGCAGGAUUUCACAUCAAAACAGUUCUGGUUCUCUUGAAUCCAUGACUGAGAUUGGUGCUGCGGUUAGUGAACUCCAGUGUGGUGUUGAAGAGACUGGGUGGGAUGGUCCUGGGAUACCUACAGAAACUAAGGACUUUGUAAAUAACAAUGAUAGCCUAAAAACAAAUACUCAGCUCGAGAUUGUAAAUAAUAGAGAGAGCUUGAAGAUGGAGUCUCAACUCAAGUUUGUAAAUAAUGACAUCAAUGGCCUAACGGAGAAUCGUUUUGAAGAUGGCGAUGAGCUUGAUUAAGGUGUGCAGUUAUUCUUUUAUUCUCCAGAAGACUUGAUUAACAGUGUUAAUGCUAUGAUGGGUGAAAUGUAGACGAGUGAGGUUUAGGGGUUUCGCUCUUUCGGCUCGACUGUGUGAAGUGGAAAUUGUUGAUAUCAUGGUGCUUGGGGUUUCUAUCUUCAGUCAUAUGAACAUUGUAAAUAACAGAUAAUCAUUUGUAAUAUGUAAAUAUUAGCAUUACCCCUUAUAACUUAACUACUGUUCUUAUUCUACUAA